AUGGCCGCCCCCGCCCACGACCCGGAGUCGCGACGUCGCACCCCGCUCACCACCCGGGUCAACGCCCGGGAGUCUCGCGACAGCGAUGAGAAGCCCUCCCCCUCGACAUCACCUUCCUCGUUGUCGUCAUCGUCGGCAACAGUACCUGCAGUCAUAGCAUCGCCGCCCACGGAGAAUGACGGUACCAGUCCACCGCGGCAGAAGCGAUGGGCCACCAAGACCCGGACCGGCUGCAUCACCUGCCGGAUCCGUCGCGUCAAGUGUGACGAGGCCAAGCCAAUGUGUAAUCGGUGCAUGACGUCGGGGCGCAUGUGUGACGGGUAUAAAAACCCGCCCAAGAAGCCGGCGAAGCAGAGCGCGGCGCCUACAUCUCGCACCACGACUGAGCCGCGGGCCGGCGCGAACGACGACGCGCAGGCGGUCUACCUUCCGGGCGCCAGGGUACACUUCGCCGUUGUCUUGGGCCAAGACGAUCUCGUACCCCCGGACUGGGAUCUUAUGGAAGCUUUACACUAUUGUCUGUUCACCCCUGUCCACCCGACAUCACACAGUGCGUCGCUAAUACAUCCCAACCUUGCCGCAGAUUAUCGAACUAUUUUCCCAAGUCUCAAUGCAAACCAGCUGGAUGACAACACGGCUGCUUUCAUGCCCACAGCAGGUAACCUUGGCUGCAAAACCAGCUUUAUCACAUUUAUCUUUAGCAAUCGAAUAGCGGACGCCGCCAAGAAGAGAGGGACUCUUCGAAGUCCAGAGCAUAUGCCAUACGACCAGUACCUGUGGACAGCGUUCCACGCGUCCAUGGUUGCCCUGCUCGCCAUAAUCAACGAAAGACUGUCUAGCUCCGACGGCGCCGUCAACGACUCCGUCUUUGUAAGAAUAGUGGAUAUGUUGAGUAUCGAUCUCACGUUAUUGGGAAGCAGCUGGCAGGCCCACCUCCACGGGUACGGUGCCUUAUACAAGAUGCGAGGCGGCUACAAGAGACUGUCCAAGGUUCUGAAGAGCUUCGACUACCAAUUCCAAUACGUUUACAUGCUUCACGUCCUCACGAGCACCACCACGCCCGCCGCGCGCAUGCUCACCAUCUUCGAUGACCUCACGUCCGAGGAGAUCCACCACGUCUUCACCUUUUCCCUAUACAGCGACGUGCCCUGUUCCAGCCACGUCUUCGCUGACCUCGUCCGCAUCAACCGCCUGCGCGCCCUCGUCGCCCACGGCGCCCCCGUCACCACCUUCGUCCGCCCCGCCGCCCGCCAAGUCUACCGCCACAUCGCCGAGUUCUCCGUCGACGACUGGGAGGAGCCCUACGGCGUGCCCGACAAGCCCGAGGCCCGCCUGCUGUGCCGCCUCUUCCAACAGGCCGUCCUGCUCUACGGCCUGCUCACCCUCCCGCCCCUGGGCCCCGCGGCUGUCCUUGCCGCGGAGGAGAAGGCGGCGGAGGGCGUGGAAAAGUCCUCUAGCCUGCCGUCGCCCGAGUCGUCGGGGCCGGAGACCGGAAACUACGCUGCGGCGUCCGAGGAGGAAGCGGGAGCCCUUCGCGACGAAGAAGAAGCUGCGGAGCUGCCCGUCGCGGCGGCGGCGACGGCGGCGGCGGCGGCGCCUAGUAUAGAGGCGCUUCGCCACGAUAUCCUUGCGCUCAUGCGCGAGAUCCUGCCCCUGAUCCCCCAGCGUCCCACCAGCCUCGCCUGGCCGCUCGCGGUGGUCGGCGUCACGCUCAGCGGCGAGGGGGACGCGCCGGAGCGCGAGUUUGUCGCGCAGACGCUGCACCGAAUCUCCACGCACCGCGACGCGUAUUACGGCCCGACGCUGUGCCUGAGCAAGCUACGCAGGUUUUGGGCAUCUAGGAAAACGGGCUGGGAAGAUUGUUAUGACGAAGCAUGCGCAGUCAUGGCUUGA
Messenger RNA from Cordyceps fumosorosea ARSEF 2679, 1893 nucleotides. RefSeq names its product Zn(2)-C6 fungal-type DNA-binding domain protein. The coding region runs from base 1 to 1893 and encodes 630 amino acids. The transcript is spliced from 4 exons. The record is from RefSeq and is a predicted model, not a curated record. Gene Ontology annotation, biological process: regulation of DNA-templated transcription. Gene Ontology annotation, molecular function: DNA-binding transcription factor activity, RNA polymerase II-specific; zinc ion binding. NCBI's taxonomy places the organism in Eukaryota, Fungi, Ascomycota, Sordariomycetes, Hypocreales, Cordycipitaceae.